AUGUUACGACUUCAUCAAACUCAAUUUGCUCGACAAGAAAUGAUUGAAAUGUGUCGAUUGAAAUAUGAAAAUAGCUUAACUGAUUUAGAGAAGAUCAAUGAAUUUGAAAGAUCCUAUCAACAUAGUGAUGCCUUAAAAUGGUAUACAACAAAUUCUUUUCUUUAUCGACUUCUUCAUCAAGCACUUCGAAUGGAAGAUAUUGAUACUAUUUUUAAACUACGUUAUUAUAUUUAUGAUUUACAUAAUCAACUAACUCAACUUCAUACAUCUUAUCUUCACUCUUUACCAUCGGAUCAACCAAUAUUAACACUAUAUCGGGGACAACGUAUGAAAACUACUGAACUGACAAGACUUCAACAGAAUAUCGACAAAUUAAUAUCUAUGAAUAAUUUUUUAUCAGCAACAAACAAUGUUACAGCUGCUAUCUUUUUUGCUGGUGACGGCUGUCUUAAUGAUCCAGAUGGGGAAGUAUCAGUUGUUUAUCAAAUCAUAAUUGACACCAGUGUUCCUCAUUCAAUUCCAUUCGUAAAAAUUCAGUAUGAAAGUAUAUUUCAAAAUGAAGAUGAAGUUUUAUUUUCCAUGGCUUCAGUUUUUCGAAUAGAUAAUGUUGAACAAUACGGAGCAUUAUGGGUAGUUGAAUUAACCUUAAUCAACAAAGAAGAUGAAACAUGGAAUAUACUUACAGCUCAUUUGAAUCAAUGA
Molecule: messenger RNA, 702 nt
Organism: Adineta steineri
Lineage: Eukaryota; Metazoa; Rotifera; Eurotatoria; Adinetida; Adinetidae
Source: the annotation of a GenBank genome assembly